AGAAGCUGAAAAAACCAAAAGGCUUCCUCUUUUCCCCUCCGGCUAGCCAGGGCGCUCCCUGCCCCUGGAUCCCUUCCCUCUGAUUGGAGCCAGGAGACGAGCCAGGUGGUGGGAGAGUGAAGAUAUUGGUAAGGAAUCCGAACCCUUGUCGCUUGCUUCGAUUUCCAGUCUUCUGAUCUUCUCUUUGCUGAUCACCCCCGAUAUAUACUCUCUCUUCAACCACGCCGGAUCUCAUCUCCUUUGAUUUUGUUCUCUCACCCUCCACGGCGGCGAGCGGGACGAACCGACGAGCCCUGAAGCUACCAUGGCAGCCUUACCAUUGGCCACCGCGGAGGUCUGCGACGCAAAUUCACAUCUAAUCACCAACGGUGAGCUUCGCGCCCUCCAGCCCAUCUUCCAGAUAUACGGGAGGCGGCAGGUCUUUGCUGGCCCCGUCGUGACACUCAAGGUAUUCGAGGACAACGUCCUGGUCCGCGAGUUCUUGGAGGAGAAAGGCCAGGGCAGGGUGCUGGUGGUGGAUGGCGGCGGGAGCCUGCGGUGCGCCAUCCUGGGUGGCAACCCCGUCCAGCAGGCGCAGAACAACGGGUGGGCAGGCAUCGUGGUGAACGGCUGCGUCCGGGAUGUGGAUGAGAUCAACGGGUGCGACAUCGGUGUGAGGGCGCUCGGCUCGCACCCGAUGAAGGCGAACAAGAAGGGCGUGGGCGAGAAGCACGUGCCAGUGACUGUUGCUGGCACCAGGGUCUGCGACGGUGAGUGGCUCUAUGCUGACACUGAUGGCAUCCUCAUCUCCAGUACCGAGUUGAUCGUGUAGAUCCUUGGUGUUUCUGAGUGUUUGUUCCCUGUUUCUCUGUGGAUGUAUUACUAUUUGUCUUGGUCUGUAAAAGGAGGACGAAUUGAAUUGGGGCUCUCUGCAUAAAAGGACAUCCUGGCUCUGCUGUUGCUGUUGUUAUAUCUGAAAGUUCUGAUGGUGUUUAUAUCUGAAGUUCUAAACUCCUGUAAUAAAAUGAGGAAUGGCAAUAAUAACAAUAAUUGGAUGAC
This is a messenger RNA of Brachypodium distachyon (stiff brome), 1038 nucleotides long. RefSeq names its product putative 4-hydroxy-4-methyl-2-oxoglutarate aldolase 2. Gene Ontology annotation, molecular function: ribonuclease inhibitor activity. The record is from RefSeq and is a predicted model, not a curated record. The coding region runs from base 305 to 811 and encodes 168 amino acids. The transcript is spliced from 2 exons. Gene Ontology annotation, biological process: regulation of RNA metabolic process. NCBI's taxonomy places the organism in Eukaryota, Viridiplantae, Streptophyta, Magnoliopsida, Poales, Poaceae.